AUGUCUGCUGCAGCUGCUGCUGCUGCUGCAGCAGCAGCCGCUGACAGAAGCAUCUACAGUGUGAGCAGCAGGAGCAGGGGCAGCAGCAGCAACAGCAGCAGCAGCAACUGCGUGUGCAUAGGGAGCCUAGCGCCGCAGCAGCAGGGUUUAUCUGUCUUGUGUGUUGUAGCAGCAGCAGAAGAAGAUCAGCUGCUGCGUGGAGUACAGCAGCACAAACUGUUGUUUCGUGUUGCUGAUAGCAGCGGCUCAAUUAUUGCUGCUCUGUCCUUAGGGCUGCUGCGCUCUGCUGCUGCUGCUGCUGGAGCAGCAGCAGCAGCAGCAGCAGCAGGACCCGCUGCUUCUGCUGCUGCUGCUGCUUCGACUGCAGCAGCAACAGCAGCAGGAGGCGGAGGGAGAAAUGGGCAGCUGUCUGCUGCUGCUUCGGGAGCAGCAGCAGCAGCAGCAGCAGAUGCAGCAGCAGCAGCAGCUUCAGUCUCAAGUGCAGGUGUUUCCGCAGCAGAAGCAGAAGCCUUAAAAUUGCUGCUGCCGCCUUCUGCUGUUUUGCUGCUAGAGGGUGCAUACACCUCUUGGGUCGGCAAUAAACUUGUUUUGUGCGUCAGCGAAGAGGGGCCUCGCGUCGGUCUUCCAGGUGGCCGCAUUAAAGUGUUGGGUUUCUCUGCUCUUUGCUUCUCUUUAACUCCUGAUCGCAGCAAAGCAUUUGCAGCAGCAACAGGAGCAGCAGCAGCAGCAGCAGCAGCAGCAGCAGCAGGGGGAGGGCCUGCUGCUGCUAAUCCUGCUUCC
This is a messenger RNA of Eimeria acervulina, 780 nucleotides long. RefSeq lists its product as hypothetical. The annotation marks the transcript as partial. Lineage: Eukaryota; Apicomplexa; Conoidasida; Eucoccidiorida; Eimeriidae. The transcript is spliced from 2 exons. The record is from RefSeq and is a predicted model, not a curated record.